UUUAAUAAGUUCAUAAUGCAAGUGGCUUUGCUUUUACUGUGCGCAGUUGGCGGAUCUUUCGCGCUGAAUUGCGCUUGUCCAGCGAUCUACAUGCCCGUCUGUGGAUCUGAUGGUAAAACGUACAGCACGAAAUGCCAAUUGGAGUGUUUGUCCAAAGGAUCACCGGAUUCAAACCUGCGCAUCGUCAAAGUAGGAGAAUGCGAAUCGAAGGAAGAGGUGUGUAGAUGCCCGAUGAACUUAGCUCCGAUCUGCGGAAGCAACGGUCAAACCUAUCCGAACAAAUGCGAUUUAGAAUGCGUCCAAAGGAAGACCAGAGAUGCUAACUUGAAGAUAGCCUAUGAAGGAGAAUGCAAGCAACGCGAGGUUAAAGAAGUCCCUUGCAUUUGCAACAGGAUGUUCCAACCCGUCUGCGGAUCUGAUGGAGUUACCUAUGGUAAUCGUUGUGAAUUCGACUGUCACGUGAAGCGUACCAGGAAUACCGACUUGAAGAUUGUCAUGCAAGAUGAGUGCAAUACCGUUUACAGAGCUGGAGAUGAAUGCAACUGCCCGAGGAUUUACAAACCAGUUUGCGCUUCGAAUGGACAAACCUAUUCCAACGAAUGUCAAUGCAAAUGCUUCGCAUCCACCGCCAAAAUCGAUUUGAGGGUCGUCAAAGAGGGAGAAUGUUAAAUUUUAAUUAAUUUUCACUAAUUUCGUAGUAUUGUAAUGUUAUAAAUGUUUCACUUACCUCAGCUGACAUAAUUAUACAGAAUAUAUUACGUCUAGUGUC
This is a messenger RNA of Nicrophorus vespilloides, 769 nucleotides long. RefSeq names its product serine protease inhibitor dipetalogastin-like. The transcript has a single exon. Bases 16 to 669 code for a protein of 217 amino acids. The record is from RefSeq and is a predicted model, not a curated record. Lineage: Eukaryota; Metazoa; Arthropoda; Insecta; Coleoptera; Silphidae. Gene Ontology annotation, molecular function: protein binding.